Molecule: messenger RNA, 455 nt
Organism: Seriola dumerili (greater amberjack)
Lineage: Eukaryota; Metazoa; Chordata; Actinopteri; Carangiformes; Carangidae
Product: asialoglycoprotein receptor 1-like
Exons: 3
Source: RefSeq, a predicted model, not a curated record
GAAGAAAACCAGAACCUGAAAACACGAAACCAGGAGCUGGAGACACGAAACCAGGAGCUGGAGACACAGAGGAACAACUUAACACAACAAAUAGAGAAGAAGGAGACAGAGUGGAAUGAGCUCAACGUCACUCGAGCUCAGUGGACCAUUGAUGCCUACUGCAGCAUAGAAGAAAACCAAAGACAUUGUAACGCUUGUCAGGAUGGAUGGCUAAACAACACGUCCAGCUGCUAUGCCAUUAAUAACCCUGGUCUUAAUGAACAGAAAAACUGGAGAGAAGCUCGAGAAAACUGCAGAGGAAAGGGUUCAGAUUUGGUUGUUAUAGUUGAUAAAAAAGAAAAGAAAUACGUCAGUGAUCACAGCUGGGAAAGUUCUGGAACCAGAGGAUACUGGAUUGGCCUGAGAGUUGAAGAUGGGAGAUGGAAGUGGGUCGAUGGAAGUGAUCUGACUGAAGA